AUGUCGAACGCAUCCCCUACCGUGCCCAUGGCCGAACCUCCCUCGUAUGAAACGCAACAGGCGCGUCAUCCGGGCCAGCAACCUCCUCAAAACCAGCAGCAGCAGCAACAGCAGCUGCAGCAGCAGUACCAUCAUCCGGCUUCGACUACCUCUGCCAUGAAUGGUUUCUACCAUGCCAUCCAGCAGAGGCACGGUCAAGCCGAUGCUAUGAUCAAGGACGGCGAGAUGGCUCAUCAGAACCAGGCCAACGUCUCGUUGUUCUCUCCCUGGUUCAACUUUGGCACCUCUGGCGCCGCCUUCUUGCCGAUGCCGUCGCCCUCGUUGGGAGACAGCAUCAACGACACCUUCGUCCCUUGGUCGGAAAACAUCUUCUCGUCCGGUCUCACUCCCACGCCCGGACAACCCAUGUCGCAAAACUACCCCAUAUCUGACAUGCAUCCUCACAUGCAAGGCGGCCCCGAGGACAGGACCUUCAUCAAGCAAGAGGCCCCGUUCAUGCCGUUCGCGAUGCCUAAUAUGGGCGGAGGCGACAACAAGCGCCAAGGACCCGCCGCGGACUUGCGCAAAGAGUCUCUCGCUAGCGGGCCCGGUUCGGUGUCCCGCGUCGACUCGUCGUCGUCCGGAGCUUCGGCUGCGUCGAUGCUCAUGGAUGGCAACGUCAGGACCCCGACCCCGUUGUUCAAGAGUCGAGAACCUCCUCGAUCUUUCGACUCUACCGGGAGUUAUUUCACCUACCCUCGACCUGGAGGCCCAGAACAGAUGCCUUCGAGCUAUCAACACCAGCCCCAGCUCUAUUCGCACCAGAGCGACACUUCGCAACAGGCCGUCCAGCCGUCGCAGCUGUUUCAUCAGAGCCAGCCUUCUUUCCAAGGUCACGUGCCGAACCAGUUCAUGAGCUUCCCCCCUGGCUUGAUGCAACAAAAUAUCUCCCAACACCAGAGCUAUAUGCAUCAACCGGAUCGUCAGAACUCGCGAGAAUCUACGUCUUCCGAAGCCUCGAGCAUCUCGCCGGCCAUGCUCAACUCGAGGGCGCCUCGGACCGGUUCGCCCGUCUCGAUGUACAGCGAUGAUGUGCUCCAUUCGAUCUCGGCCCAGACCAGCCCUCGGUCUCAAGUUUCACUCCACCUUCCCGGGCCGAACUAUAACAACACCGCCUCGGGAAGCGCGGGACAAUACACCUCUGGACCUGGAUCCUUGCUCAAAACCCAUCGAGACUCGACCAGCUCGAUGCAGACCGACAUGUCGGCCGAUGGCGUCGAAGGCGUCGAUGUCAACGCGGACGACGAUCCCGACAGCAUGCGCAAAGAGAAGAACGGAAUGAUCUGGGGAAUGGAUGCCCCGACCUAUUACAAGAUGUCGGCCGUGGAGAGGAAAAAGCUUCGGAACAAGCUCAGCGCGAGGACGCAUAGGGUCAAGCGCAAACAAAAGGCGCAAGAUACUGAACAACAGUUGGAGGUGGCCCGAGAUGAAAUCGAUCAGCUGCGAGCUGAGAAUGCUGCGCUUCAAGCGCGGCUCGCCAAGUACGAAGGGGGCCAAUGCUGA
Molecule: messenger RNA, 1542 nt
Organism: Filobasidium floriforme
Lineage: Eukaryota; Fungi; Basidiomycota; Tremellomycetes; Filobasidiales; Filobasidiaceae
Exons: 4
Coding region: 1-1542 (513 amino acids)
Biological process (GO): regulation of DNA-templated transcription
Molecular function (GO): DNA-binding transcription factor activity
Source: RefSeq, a predicted model, not a curated record